Bemisia tabaci is the source of this 5370-nucleotide messenger RNA. NCBI's taxonomy places the organism in Eukaryota, Metazoa, Arthropoda, Insecta, Hemiptera, Aleyrodidae. The record is from RefSeq and is a predicted model, not a curated record.
CUGACAUUGGAGCAACUCCAUUUGGAUUGGGAUCCCUCGGCGGUAUUUUAGGUUUAGACAGUAUGGGAAUGGGGUCACCCAAUUUCAUGGAACUUCAACAGCGCAUGCAACGAGAAAUGUUACGCAACCCUAACAUGCUCCAGCAAAUGAUGGAUAAUCCACUUGUUCAACAGUUAAUGAACGAUCCAAGCAACAUGCGUCAGCUCAUCAUGGCUAACCCUCAGAUGCAAGAAUUGAUGGAUCGCAAUCCAGAAAUUAAUCACAUGCUGAAUAAUCCAGAAUUAUUACGGCAAACUAUGGAGUUGGCGCGAAAUCCAGCCAUGUUGCAGGAGUUGAUGCGCUCUCAGGACAGAGCGAUGUCCAACUUAGAAUCCAUUCCAGGUGGUUACAAUGCUCUUCAAAGAAUGUAUAGAGAUAUUCAGGAGCCGAUGUUGAAUGCUGCCAAUGAACAAUUUGGAAGGAAUCCGUUUGCCUCUGUUGGCAGCAAUAAUACCGGGGUUAGUAAUCCACAACAAGGGCAAGAGAACCGAGACCCUCUGCCGAAUCCUUGGGGUAGUACUGGCGGCAGCACUGGAGGAAGUGGUGGAGGCGGCGGUACUGGAACUGAUUCAACUGGAACAAUACCUCCUCUAGACAACUGGUUGGAUAGAGGGGGUGGCCUUUUUAAUUCUGAAACAAUGCAGAGUUUAAUGCAGCAGAUGAUGUCGAAUCCACAAGUAAUGCAGAACAUAAUGAACACUCCUUACUUUCAGUCCACAUUGUCAGCUUUAAGUGCAGAUCCUGACACUGCCAGGAGAGUACUCGCAAAUAAUCCUCUAAUGGCAGGAAAUCCAAACAUACAGAAUCGAUAUCUAGAUGUGCUGCCUAACGUUCUACAACAGUUACAAAACCCAGAAAUUCAAAAUGUGAUCGCAAAUCCAGAGGCUUUGUCUGCUCUUCAGCAACUUCAGAGUGCCUAUGGAAGGCUUAGCACUUCAGCGCCUGGUUUAGUGGAAAGCAUUUUAUCACCUCCAGGCUCAGGAGCCUCGCCAACAACUGGGGAAACAAUUCCAGAAGCAACUGCUCCAAGUGAAAGCUCUAACACUACCUCGACAACUAACAGCAGUACGGCCACCACCGCAACAUCUCCAUCAACGCAAACUACUCCUACAGGCACUAAUCCCAACACGAAUCAACCAAACGACGUGUUUUAUCAGUUUAUGGCUCGCAUGGUGGCUAGUUUGUCAGAACAAGGUGCUAAUACUAACUCUACACAACCUCCAGAAGAAAGGUACCGGUCUCAAUUAGAGCAGUUGACAGCAAUGGGUUUUGUGAAUAGAGAAGCAAAUUUGCAAGCAUUAACGGCAACAUUUGGUGAUGUAAAUGCUGCUGUGGAACGGCUGUUAGAUAUCAGUGGGCGGUUAACGCACAGCUAACAUUCUUUGGCGUGAAUACAAGUGAAGAUCAUGAUUGGUUAUCUAUCACAUGGAUGCACUGCGUACAACAUUUUUUCCCCCUUAAUUUUGUGGUUCCAAUGUCUUUCUAUCCACACUCCAAUUUUAAAAUACCCAUGCUCCUGUCCUGAUCGAUUCAACAUGAUAUGUAUUCCCAUAUAUUAGACCAAUACUUUAUCAGUGUGAUUGAGUAUGAAGAUGUUUUGCUCGCAUGCUUACGUAUUUGAUGUAAUUUCAUGUCAAGGAUACCGUUUCUUUUAAUGUAAUUUUUAUUAUUUUUUAUUGAUUAUUUUUACUUUACUUUUUAUUUGCUUCUUCAACCAAGCAUAGUUUUGUUGUAUCUCAAUGUUUAUUUUUACAGUGGAAAAUUUUCGUUACUCUCCCAGUAGAUGUAAGUUCAUAUUUUGGAGCCUGUAUUGCCCUAGCUUUACCAGGACGAAUUUUCCCGAAAAAGUUACAUUUCACUACAAUUAAUAGCGUCUAUUCAGAGUAUCUCACACCUCUCCGAUCAGUUAGGUGAUUAUAAACAAAAGGUUCAGGGAAAAGUAAAAGUUCAAGGAGGAUUUUUCAUAGCUAGAAAUUAAUAUUAUCAAUGUUAUGUGUUAAAUGUAUGUAUCCAUCAAUACAUCCUUUAUGUUGACGUAUCUGUAUUUAUUUGUAGAACUGUAGUUUUUUUUCUACCCAACAAUCAUAUAUAUUAAUUUUAAUACUUAUAAAUUAUUGCUCCUUGGUUUAAAUAAUUAGAAGUUGACCAGGGUUUCCAGUGGUCUAAAAAAUCUAGGAUUUGGCACUUACCAGGAACGGUCGGGGAAUUUGUAUGAAAAGUAACAAAGUUUCUUUAGUAGUGCAUAGGCUUAGCACCUUCAGCUGUCAGCUCUUGCCAUUCAAAAGACAUUUCUAUCAACUUCUGAGUGCUUUUUACUUAAUUUGAAUCUUCAGAGUGAAAAUUUUGCCCGAUGUUCAGCAUAAGUCAGGAUGAUCAAAAUAUUUUAAAGUGGAAGUAUAGAUCAGGUGGAAUGAGAAGAUUAGGAAAGAUUGAAGUUAGGAAAAAGCUCAAAAAGUCAGUGAGUGUCUCGGAAUUGGACGUCGGGGAAAUCAUGGAAACCCAGGUUACUCGGAUAGUGCUCUCCAAGGGUAUUGUUUUAGUCUAUUUGAACAUUUGCAUCUGAAUUGGGUAUUGUGGUUUUUGACUCAUUUUACUUAUGUGACCUUAUUAGAUUACAGUUUUUAUUGGAUGUAUGUUAUUUUAUUAAUUCUCUUUUAAAUUAAUUUUUCAAUGCAACUUAGUAAGCUUUUCCUUCCUUCUGUCUUAACGGUUCUUAUGCGGUUGACAGAAUUUUUUUUUUUUUUCAAGCCAACUUAAUUUGAGCUAGCAUAUUUAAUGAGAUGCCUAAAAUGGUCAAAUAAUAAUAUGAAUAUACAUUGAAGGAACCUGAAAUUAGAACAUUAGCUCCUGUUUAAUGAAUCUAAAGGGUAAACAGGGAUCCAAUAAAGACAGAGAUCUUAAAAUUGGCAGUGUCCUUGUUAAAGUUACAUCUGUUGAGAUUUAGAGGCCUAGCUAAUAAGGAACGCCUCCAAGCUCAUAACUUUAAAACAAUCAUAGAUUUUGGCAAGAAUUAAACUUAUUCUGAAAGUAGACUUGAUUACCUUUUUAAUGGUUUAUCAAUUUUUAAAAUUAGACAAUUUCUGAUGUUACAACAAUACCGAAAGUUCAACAUGUUCUCUUAAGUUGUUGAAGGAAUAUAUCGUGGAUAACUGAUGAGGGGUAAAUGUCAAAUCUCACACCUGCAGUAGAUAUUGGAUUACCGUAAACUGUAAAUUCAGACAAAUACUGCAAACAUAAAAACGUCAAAAAUCCAGGAUUCGAAGAAGUCGACGACCAAGUUCUACCUACAACUUGACAAAAUCUGACCCCUUCGCAGUUGUCAAACUUCUACUAAAGUGUUCAGCUCAGGUAUGGAGACCAUUCCUUUGCAUCCUCCGCAAAGUCCUAACUCAAUGUUGUGUAAUUUCUGAGUCUUUCCUAUUCUGGGAAAAGACCUUAAAGCCAGUUAUUCCUCAUCAAACGCUGAAGUCGAAGCCACAGUUGCAAAAUCAACCUUGUGCAUUAUUCUUCAAUAGGAUUUGACAGCAUGUUGAACACUGGCGCAAGUGCGUUAAACUCAACGGAGCAUAUUAAAAAUAAGUAAAACCUUGUCUUUGAUACACUACAUAAUGCUGUGUAAUAUGUACCUACUGAUUUUUUCGUACUUCGCUUUUUUCGUUUAUCUCAAAUUCGUCCAAUUUUAGUGAGGCAGAGUCAACUUUUCAUUCGUAGUAUUUUCCUUCAACAUCAAGAAAGUACAUUUCGGACGUCUGGCAACGCUGUAACGUCGAAAAUUGUUCAAUUUUUUAAACCAACAGACCGUUAGGAAAUUAAUUACAAUUACUUUCAGAACAUGUCUAGUUUUCACCAAAAUCUAUAAUUGCUCUCAAUCUAUGAGCUUGGAGGCGUUACUGAUUACCCGGGCCUUGUAUCUAAAUCCGAGGUGAUCUUUUUACAAAUGGUGGUUUAUUUGAAGAAUCCAGUAACUUCGGCUUAAAUUGAUUUUGUUAUGUUGACGAUUCAAUUUUAUUCCCAUCCUGAGGAUCUGUGCCUCAGCCGUUUUUGGCCGGGGAGGGGGAGCUUGUAUGCCUCUUCUAAUAAAUUUUAUCCACUUUUUAAGUACAAGAGUUGUCUAGAAAGUACCUAAGUUUAUGUUUUCAGUAUCUCCUAAAUUAAGAUUGAUAGAUGAAAUUUGUAUAAAGUGUUGAAAAGCCACUACUCUUAGCCUUCUAACGCGCUCAAGAUUUUUAAAUUUGGUUUUACAAAAGUCUAGAAAAGUGGUUUUUUCUUAGUCCACUUCCUCUCUUCACAGGUUCCAAAUUUCAGAGAGCGGCAUCAGCAAAUGAACUGCUGUUUCUAUUGCUUAUGGCAAAUAAGUGAUUUGAAGAUGGGUGUGCAUAAUUUGAAAUGAAAGAAAGAACUUUUAUAAGUCAGGAAAUGGCAGGAUUGACCAUGUGUACUUUGGAAUCAGUUGCAUGUGAACAAAUGGUAACCGAAUUGUCAGUGUAAACUCUCCUUUGCUGACUGAGUCCUUUAUGAGCCUUCUUAUUAUCCUGCUCGCUCUCAAAGAUAUUUCGUCAAAGAUGCAUCAUUUUGAAAAAAAAAUGCAGCAUUUACAACACUUAUACUGUAAAUGAUCCUGGAUUUGAGCAGAUGUGUUCACCUUUCUUGGUGAAAGAACGAAUCAUAGAGCACCAAUCACACACCGAAACCCAAUUCCGCGUUAUAACUCUACGAGUUGACCAUAUGUACCUUAACCUUUCCAUGUAAUGCAAUCCAGACCCAUAAAUUAUCGAAUAAUCCUGCAACUUUCUGGUUAAAAAAUGUGUUUCCUUAUGUCAUACAUGGAAUUCAACCACCUUUAAGUCACUCUCUUGCGAUGAACAAUUGAUGUUGUUUCCUUAUGUCAUACAUGGAAUUCAACCACCUUUAAGUCACUCUCUUGCGAUGAACAAUUGAUGUUGCAACUAACUUGCAUAUUACAUUCCGUGAGAAAGACACUCACAGAGAGGGGACAGAUUCAGAAAAAUCCAUUUUCCUCGAGUUCUAUGAUGCCAAAUUUAAAAAUCUGCAGGUAGCAUGAUAGAAAGCUGAGAGGAGUGGCUUCUCAACGCUAUUUGCAGAUUUUCUCUGUCCGGCUUAAUUUAGGAGAUAUUGAAUUAGUAAAUUUACUUCCUGGACGACCCUUGAAGCAAGAUGAUUCCCUCUGGUUUCAUAAUCUUAUUCUGUGCCUUUAACCAUUAAAUGAGAUUACUAUCCUACAUGCACUUGUAAAACACCUGGAAUGGCAGUUGAAGAAAUGCAUCUUGAAAUUUGCCUCACCCAGCUGCAUCCCAGAAGGAAAUAGAUGAA